This is a messenger RNA of Lacerta agilis (Sand lizard), 3079 nucleotides long. RefSeq names its product glutaminase 2 (gene GLS2). Gene Ontology annotation, biological process: L-glutamine catabolic process. Gene Ontology annotation, molecular function: protein binding; glutaminase activity. Bases 24 to 1847 code for a protein of 607 amino acids. The transcript is spliced from 18 exons. Lineage: Eukaryota; Metazoa; Chordata; Lepidosauria; Squamata; Lacertidae. The record is from RefSeq and is a predicted model, not a curated record.
CCCUGCGACUUCUUGCUGCCGACAUGCGCUCCAUCAGGGUCGUUCCAGGAGUGCUGCUGCAGCCUCCUGUACUCCGAUGGAAGAGAGGGGCUGGACGCUGCCCUCCCUUGGGCAUUGGCAGAGCCGGCUCCUCGGCCUCGGCUCAGGGCAGAGAGGCUGUGAUGGUGAACGGGCGUCACCAGCAACACCAGCAGCUGACCGACCAGGAUGUGUCAGAGAAUGGGAUGCUGCCUCGCCUUAGCGACCUCCUUUUCUACACAGUAGCCGAGGGUCAGGAAUCUAUCUCCGUUCAUAAAUUCACCAGUGCCUUGCAAGGCACUGGCCUUUGGACCUCUGACCCACGCCUUCGAGACUGCAUGAAUCUUCUGCAAAAGGCAGCGCAGGAACCCAGCGCUGGAGGGUUGCUGAACCGGGAACUUUUCCGAAGGUGUGUGAGUAGCAACAUUGUACUGCUGACCCAGGCCUUCCGGAAGAAGUUUGUCAUCCCCGACUUCCAGGAGUUCACGUCUCACGUGGAGCAAAUUUUUGAAAGCACCAAAGGACUCCAGGAGGGCAAGGUGGCCAACUACAUCCCACAGCUAGCAAAGUGCAAUCCAGACCUCUGGGGCGUGUCUCUUUGCACCGUGGAUGGUCAACGGUAUUCCAUGGGCCACACCAAGACCCAAUUCUGCCUGCAAUCAUGUGUCAAGCCCCUUAAAUACGCCGUCGCCGUCAGUGAACUGGGCACUGACCGAGUACACCAGUAUGUCGGCAAAGAGCCCAGCGGGCUGCGUUACGACACGCUUUCUCUCAGUGAGGAAGGGAUUCCCCACAACCCUAUGGUGAAUGCAGGGGCCAUUGUCAUCAGCUCUCUCAUCAGGAUGGGCUGCAAGAAAGCUGAGAAGUUUGACUAUGUGUUGGAUUAUUUGAAGAAGAUGGCUGGAAACGAGUAUGUGGGAUUCAGCAAUACCACGUUUCAAUCGGAGAAAGAAACGGGAGACCGGAACUAUGCCAUUGGGUAUUAUCUUAAAGACAAAAAGUGCUUUCCACAGGGAGCGGACAUGACGGCAGCUCUCGACCUGUACUUCCAGCUGUGCUCUGUGGAAGUGACUUGUGAGUCCGGCAGUGUCAUGGCGGCCACACUGGCCAAUGGUGGCAUCUGCCCCAUCACGGGCGAGUGUGUGUUGAGCGAUGAAGCUGUACGCAACACCCUCAGCCUCAUGCACUCGUGUGGCAUGUAUGACUUCUCAGGGGAGUUUGCAUUCCAUGUUGGUCUACCUGCCAAAUCCGCCGUCUCUGGCGCCAUCUUGCUGGUGGUGCCCAACGUCAUGGGUGUGAUGUGUCUGUCGCCCCCUCUGGAUAAAGGUGGCAACAGCACGAGGGGGAUUGGGUUUUGCCAGGAACUGGUCUCGCUCUUCAACUUCCACAACUAUGACAACUUGCUGCACUGCACCCGCAAGAUGGACCCACGCCGCGAAGGAAUCGAAGUUAGAGUAAUGACAGAAACGAACAAGACUGUGGUGAACCUGCUGUUUGCUGCCUACAGUGGCGACAUCUCUGCUCUUCGGAGAUUUGCCCUGUCAGCCAUGGACAUGGAACAGAAAGACUACGACUCCCGCACAGCUCUUCACGUAGCUGCAGCUGAAGGUCACCUGGAGGUUGUGAAGUUUCUGGUGGAAGCCUGCAGAGUAAAUCCAUUUGUCAAAGACAGGUGGGGGAACAUUGCCUUGGAUGAUGCUACCCAGUUUAAUCACUUGGAAGUGGUGAAGCUACUCAAAGAUUACCAAGACACCUACAUAUUGGGAGCCAGCCAGGCCCGGGAAGCAGCUGAGGACCUUUCCAAGGAGAACUUAGAAAGCAUGGUGUGAAAAUUGAGAGCUAUUAUGUUAGCUGCGUUUCAACACAAAUUUAACUAGGUCACUUGCUCUCAUUUCCGAAAGGAGGCAGACACACCAGUAGACUUACUUCUGCUUAGGAUUUGAGCUGAGAUGUGGGUGGGUGGGUCCAUCCUAAAGGCUCUUCCUGAAGUUUCAUGCAGUCAGUCUCCCAAUUCUUGGGUUAUAGGAAACACCUACACCAGUUAGUUCCAUGCACAAGCUCAAUACUUGGUGGCACAGCAGUAAACUUGGUAAGAGUCCACAGAAACUGAGCUAGCAUCUACUGGAGGGAGACACCAAAGUGGGACCUUGUCUUAAGAGCUAACACUUCACGCUGCCUGUAGAUCUAAGCAGACAUGGCUACAUAGGCAAAAGGCAUUUAAGGGCCAAAGUAGGCCUGCCCCUUUGCCCUACACUGUUAUCCCCAUUAAGUACUAUGACUUUCUGUUGCUCCCUUCUUUCAAAUAAUUAGGAACCUCAGCAUGCAGUCCUAGUAUUUGUGUAACUGGGAUGGGGGAAGCUUUCAGGCUGCGACUGCAGAGUUUUAUCUUUUUUAACAUCGCCGUUUGGAUAUGCAAUUUGUUAGGGUGGUUUGCAAAACAAAAAACACCAGCUUUGAAGACCAGAAAGGGGCAAAGUGCACACCCACAUCGAGCAGUGCCUGCCUGCAAUGCUGGAGAUAAGACAAUCUCUCUGGGCCUUAGUUUUCUAGACAAACUAAACAUUGCCCUAACUUUCUAGACAAGUCCAAGGAUAAAAGUGGCAAGAUCACGAGGUGUGGAAUGAUGUGGUAAUACGGGUAGACAGAGUUACAACCCUAAGCAUAUUUGUUAAGUCCCAACUGAAUUUGCAUGAGUUGAACAAGUGCAUUUAGAAUAAAGAGAGGAGUUCAGAGGAGACAUUGCAUCUGGCUCCCAAAUGGUAGUCUUUUCUUCACAGAGCCUAUCUCCUUUCAGUAGCAAUUCUAGACUGAAGGGUGUUUGUUUGUUUGUAAGCUUUUCUUAAACCAUGGGAUGUUUUCAGGAAAAAGCACUGGUCAGUCCAAAGCAGCUUAGGAGAGCACCAACAGAAAAUACAAUGUUUCAGAUAAAUUUAUUUUUAUUGAUUGUGAUAACUACACAACAGCCAACACACAUAGUUAACAGAAUGCUGCUCUUCCUUGAUUAAAAAAAAAGCUCCUUGUUGUCUUCAAGUUGUGUUCAAUAAAAUAAAGCAUACCUCUG